AUGAACCGGCCUCACCGCAGCGCCGCGGGCAGCCGCGGCCUCGGCACCAUGGAGGUGAAGAGCAAGUUCGGAGCAGAAUUUCGACGAUUUUCUCUGGAAAGAUCCAAACCUGGAAAGUUUGAGGAGUUCUAUGGAUUAUUGCAGCAUGUGCACAAGAUACCAAAUGUUGAUGUUCUAGUGGGAUAUACAGACAUUCAUGGAGACCUGUUGCCUAUCAAUAACGAUGACAAUUAUCAUAAAGCCGUUUCCACAGCCAAUCCUCUACUCAGGAUUUUCAUUCAAAGAAAAGAAGAUGCGGACUACAGUGCCUUUGGUACAGAUACUAUGACAAGGAAGAAAAAUGUCUUAGCAAACGUAUUGCGUCCAGAUAAUCACAGGAAGAAACCACACAUUGUCAUUAGCAUGCCUCAAGACUUCAGACCAGUAUCUUCUAUUAUAGAUGUAGAUAUUCUUCCGGAAACCCAUCGUAGAGUACGGCUUUACAAAUACGGAACUGACAAACCCUUGGGAUUCUACAUACGAGAUGGCUCCAGUGUCAGAGUAACGCCACAUGGACUAGAGAAAGUUCCAGGAAUUUUCAUAUCCAGACUUGUCCCUGGAGGUCUGGCUCAAAGUACAGGCUUACUAGCUGUUAAUGAUGAAGUACUGGAGGUAAAUGGAAUAGAAGUUUCAGGAAAGAGCCUUGAUCAGGUUACAGACAUGAUGAUUGCAAACAGCCGUAACCUGAUCAUUACAGUAAGACCAGCAAACCAGAGAAACAAUGUUGUCAGGAACAGUCGGACUUCUGGCAGCUCUGGUCAGUCUACUGAAUCUAGCCUUCCAAGUAGCACACCAAAUAUUUUAACAAAUUUCUUGCAAGGAGAAGAGGAGAGCGAUGAAGAAGACAUUAUUAUUGAAGACAGUGGUGAACCACAGCAGAUUCCAAAAGCUGUCUGUACCAGUGAAAGUCUGGAAUCAUUGACACAAAUUGAACUUCAUGAGUCGACACAGAACGGUUUCCUUCCUUCCAGUGAGAUAAGCUUGAAUCAUUCAGCAGGCAGCAUUAGUAUGGAAUAUGAAGAACACAAUCCAGAUCAUAAAUCAUUAGAAGAAGAUGGAACUAUAAUAACACUAUGAAAUUACGUUGGUAUACUUUGUAUUAACUGAGAAUGCCACACAUGUUUUAAUUUGGCUUAAUAUGUAGUAUAUCUUAUACCUCUUAAUCUACUGAGCACUGCAAUUAGACUUAAAGGAAAAAACGAUACAAGAAGUUGGAAAUUAUAUAAGCUGACUAACUUCAGCUAAUUCUGCACUUCAAUGUAAAUACAUCACGAAGAUGAAAGAUAAGUGAUAACUACCUGGAACUGGAUGAGGAAAAUUUUUAAUUUAAAAUGAAGGAUAGCUAGGAGAUAGCUAUGAGCUUUCUCUUAUAGGUACUUGAUUUGUCUAUGUGUAAUGCUACUGAUUCUAUAGAAGUAAAUUUCCAUUAUUGUGUGAGGUCGAUUUUUUUUUUCCUAAUGUGCUGUGGUCUCAUUCAACUGAAGUGCUGCUUUAGCCACCUCAUUCCUGUUCUAGCCUGCUGUCUUUGUUGUACUGGUAGCACUUUGUGACUCUGUGUAUCAGGAAGCAGAAAAAAAGGAGGUGGGGUAGGAAGAGAUAUUCUUGAUAACUUAAUUCUCUGACUAAUUUACUGAGUAACAUGUAGAAUAGUGGUUUCCAACUAGACAACAGUCGGGUUGGAGGUGGGGGGCUGCUGAAGCUGACUGCCCACUUGGAAGUGAACAUGGAACAACAGGCUCAGUCAUGCACCUCUACUGUUUUUAAAUCUGCCUUGCAUGGCCAGGAAAACUCACUUCAAAUGACACUGAUUUGUAAAUUCAAAUGUUAAAGUCUUAAUAUUUCUGUGUCUUGAAGACCUGUUCUCAUUUUAGUUUGCAGUAUUUAAGGAUAUCAUUCCACUUAAUUACUAAUGGCAGUAAACUUUAAAGAAAUCAUAUGUAAACUUAAUACUAUGAAAAUAACAUACCUAUUGCAUAUUCCAUGUGAAAAUCAUACUCCUAGUAGAAGCUGUAAAGAUUUCUGCUAGCAAAGUUUGUUGCAGGAAGUCAAAAUUAUGUGAAAAAUUACUGUUCUCAAACCCAAACAGGUUAGAGCAGCUUGAAUUGACUGAAAUCCAUGGAUUUUUAAAAAAGUUUGAAAUUGGGUUGUGGCUUUGAUUAAAACUUGCUUGAGCCUGGGUGCUAUUAAAAUUCAUUAUAAUGACCUAAAUUGUACAUGCUGACCUUUCUGUGCACCACUGGCUAGGUAAUUUGAAUAUUGCAAAGUUACUGUAUGCAGAACAAAAUACUGGUGACAAAAGUCCUGAUACUAAAAUGCGUAAGCAUGUGUGUAUAACUAGUUGCAGACUUGCUAGAACUGCAGGGAGAGGCUUUUAGCAUUCUUUUUCCCUUCUCCCUUUUAGUCCUGUCUCACCACUGUGGGAUAAGUUGUGGCAGGGAAAUGGAAGAUGGAAGCUAAAGAGACUGGGGAGAGCGAUGGAUGAAAUUUCUCAUCAGGGAUCUGGCAGCUGAAGUCAACCUCUAAAAAGCAGGGAUGAUGUGACCAGUUCUAUACUGGGUUUACCAGAGCCAGCAGUCUGGGUUCUUUGAAGUGUGUCCUGCCCUGUGGGGGUGGCACGAUCAAACGGGAAAGGAGACUAACUAUCUUUUUUCCCCCCAGUCUGUCUUGGGAAAACAUCUACCUCUGGUAACUUUACUAGCAUGAGACUAACUGUAAGUUUAACGUCAAGCAUCUGUAAAAGUCCUUAUAGCAUAUCAGAGGCUAAAAAUCUAUU
Rhea pennata is the source of this 2812-nucleotide messenger RNA. It is a transcript of the gene PARD6B, whose product is annotated as par-6 family cell polarity regulator beta. Gene Ontology annotation, molecular function: protein binding. Gene Ontology annotation, cellular component: apical plasma membrane; nucleus; cell cortex. The record is from RefSeq and is a predicted model, not a curated record. Gene Ontology annotation, biological process: centrosome cycle; regulation of cellular localization; establishment or maintenance of cell polarity. The coding region runs from base 1 to 1116 and encodes 371 amino acids. Lineage: Eukaryota; Metazoa; Chordata; Aves; Rheiformes; Rheidae. The transcript is spliced from 3 exons.